Messenger RNA from Electrophorus electricus (electric eel), 4260 nucleotides. It is a transcript of the gene lrig3, whose product is annotated as leucine-rich repeats and immunoglobulin-like domains 3. The record is from RefSeq and is a predicted model, not a curated record. NCBI's taxonomy places the organism in Eukaryota, Metazoa, Chordata, Actinopteri, Gymnotiformes, Gymnotidae. Gene Ontology annotation, molecular function: protein binding.
GUUGGGAGCGAAAGUUUCACGAGGAUGGGGGGAACGGAGGUGCAGGACUAAUAACGCCGCAUUUGUUUAUUUGGAAACGAAAAGCAUAUCCGUAGCCUACGUAAACCUUCAAAUUCAAACGACGCCUUUUAUGGUGUUGGUUUGGAAUUUGGACCUUUACUGGAUAGGUCGUACGAAACAGAAUAAGAACUGAUUCUGAGGGCUUGGAAGUGAUUUUACUGUGUCAAAAUGUCCGCUGCAACGCAGUCUCUCAGCGCUGCGAAGUAUGCAGUCAUUUUGCUUUUCUUCAGUUGGGCUGAACUCAUACUUGGAAAUACUGAAAAUACAGAUCCGUGUCCUACAUCUUGCACAUGUAUCGGUACUUCACUGGACUGUAGCCGACUGACAAAAGGGUCAAUUCCAAAGACCUUUCCUUCAUGGGUAACUCAAUUGGACCUGAGCCAUAACAAAUUACGAACACUUCCUGAAGCAUUGUUUACUGGUCUGCCGCAUCUGAGUGAAAUAAAGCUGAAUAAUAAUGAAUUGGAGAUGAUACCAGAUUUUGGCCUUCUUUCCAAGACUAUCAUCACUCUUGUUCUAGCUAACAACAAGAUCUUGGCACUAUUGCCGGAGCAGCUUGAACCACUGGUCGCCUUGGAGACACUGGACCUUAGCAAUAACAACCUAGUGGAAGUGAAGGCUGGAUCCUUCCCAUCUCUGCCCCUGAAAAACCUGUACAUGAAUAACAACCGUAUCUCUGUGUUGGAGCAUGGCUGCUUUAACAGUCUCUCCAACACACUGCUGGUGUUGAGACUGAACAGGAACCGUCUGAGCUCCAUUCCUGCCAAGAUCUUCCAGCUCCCCAGUCUUCAACACAUGGACCUGAGCAGGAACCGCGUGCGACGCGUAGAGGGCCUGACGUUCCAUGGCCUGCACAAGCUGCGAUCGUUGAAGAUGCAGCGGAAUAGCCUGGUCCGGCUGAUGGAUGGAGCUUUCUGGGGUCUCAGCAGCAUGGAAGUCCUGCAGCUAGAGUACAACAACCUUACGGAGGUGAGCAAGGGAUGGCUCUAUGGGCUGCUCACCCUGCAACAGCUACACCUGGCUCACAAUGCCAUCAGCCGCAUCAGGUCCGAUGCCUGGGAGUUCUGCCAGAAACUCGCUGAGCUGGACCUGAGCUCCAAUCAGCUGGCGCGGUUGGAAGAGGGCAGCUUUGCCGGCCUCAGCGUGCUCGGACAGCUCUCCAUUGCCCACAACCGGGUCAGCUUCAUUGCCGACGGCGCCUUCCGCGGCCUUCCCCUCCUGGACACGCUGGACCUGAAAUACAAUGAAAUUUCCUGGACCAUUGAGGAUAUGAAUGGACCUUUUUCUGCACUGGACAAUCUCAAAAAAUUGUUUCUUCAAGGGAAUCAGAUUCGAUCCAUUACUAAGAAAUCCUUCACUGGACUGGACCUGCUGGAGCAGCUUGACUUGAGCAACAACGCCAUCAUGUCCAUUCAAGGCAACGCUUUCUCCCAGAUGAAGAAACUAGAGGAGCUGCGCCUGAACACCUCGAGCCUGCUGUGCGACUGCCAGCUGAAGUGGUUCCCGCAGUGGGUGGCAGAGCACGCCUUCCUGCCCUUGGUCAACGCCAGCUGCGCCCAUCCACAGCCGCUGAAGGCCAAGAGCGUCUUCGCCAUCAACCACGACGAGUUUGUGUGUGAUGACUUCCCCAAGCCCCAGAUCACAGUGCAGCCAGAGACGCAGUCAGCCAUCAAGGGCACAAACGUGAGCUUUGUGUGCUCAGCAGCCAGCUCUAGCGACUCCCCCAUGACAUUUGCCUGGAAAAAAGACAACGAGGUCCUGAGCGAUGCCGAGAUCCACAACCAGGCCCAUGUCCGCUCAACAGGGGGCGAGGCCAGCCAGGUCACUGAGUACACGACCACUCUGCAUCUGCGCUACGUGGAGUCCUCAAGCGAGGGCAGAUACCAGUGUGUCAUCUCCAACCAUUUUGGUUCCACCUACUCUGCCAAGGCAAAGCUCACUGUUCACAUGCUGCCAUCCUUUACCAAAAUGCCCAUGGACCUGACCAUCCGUGCAGGAGCCACGGCCCGGCUAGAAUGUGCUGCCACUGGGCAUCCCAGUCCUCAGAUCGCCUGGCAGAAAGACGGAGGGACUGACUUCCCGGCCGCCAGAGAACGGCGGAUGCACGUUAUGCCCAGCGAUGCCGUCUUCUUCAUUGUGGAUGUGAAAACAGAGGAUAUUGGUGUAUACAGUUGCACUGCCCAGAAUACAGCUGGAGCGAUAUCUGCUAACGCUACGCUAACCGUACUGGAAACGCCCUCAUUUCUACGGCCACUGAUGGACCGCACAGUGGCUAAAGGCGAGACAGCCGUGCUCCAGUGUAUCGCCGGAGGAAGCCCCCCACCACGCCUUAACUGGACGAAGGACGAUAGCCCCCUAGUGGUCACUGAGCGCCACUUCUUUGCUGCCGGAAACCAGCUGCUCAUCAUCGUGGACGCGGCAGAGGGUGAUGCCGGCACCUACACUUGUGAGAUGUCCAAUCCCCUGGGCACAGAGAGAGGCAAUGUGCGCCUGGCCGUCCUGCCUAACCCCAACUGCGACCCAGGCCAGACGGGUGGUGGCGUGCUCAGCUCAGGCAGUGGCUCAGAGGAGGAUGGCUGGACCACCGUGGGCAUCGUCAUUAUCGCAGUGGUGUGCUGUGUGGUUGGGACGUCGCUAGUGUGGGUGGUCAUCAUCUACCACACGCGCAGACGCAACGAAGACUGUAGUGUCACCAACACAGAUGAGACCAACUUGCCAGCAGACAUUCCUAGCUACCUGUCCUCGCAGGGCACUCUGGCAGAGCGGCAGGAUGGCUACGUGCCCUCUGAAAGCGGCAGCAGCCACCAGUACAUGAGCUCCUCCAUGGGAGGGUUCUACAUGCAGCCUAAAGACAUGAAUGGUCUCUGCCAGCUGGACACAGGAAGUGAAGCAGACAUGGAGGCAGCCAUUGACCCACUGCUUUGCCAUUACCAAGGGCCAAUCAGCUCAUUGCUGAGGAGAGGCAAUAUGUAUAGUCCAGAGCCUACAGACCCAUACACAGGCUGCGUUGCAGAUCAACGGCCUGUCUGCAGGGACUCAUACAGCGCUUCCCUGCCUAGCUCCAAGAAGAGAGACUUUUACACCUGGGCCCCCAACCUAGCAGCUGAUCCCUUUGAGUACAUGGGGCCCGGGUUGCUGAUGCAGCUGCCCACUGGGGGCCUCCAUGGGUCCUCACAGCUACCGGGCGAGUGUCUCUGCCCUGGGGAGUGUGAGGGGGCGGAGUGUGGUCAGCCCCGGCUGUCCUCCGGCUUGUACAUGGGCACAUUUGGUAAAGCUCCAUGGAGGCCUCAGAGAGAGGCGUAUGGUGGCCUUUGCACUGUAGUUCCUCGCAACGAAGAGGUCCUCUGUGAAAAUCUGAAUGUGGCCCUCGACACAGACUCCGACCGUGAGGAGGAUUCUGCUUCUUGUCCAUUCUCCCGGCACACCACAGCCGACCUGGAUGGCAGUGAGUUCAAGCAGCCCUUCGACAGCAGUGGGGCCUCAGAAAAGCACCUCAGUUCUCAGCCAUGCACGUAGCACAGUGGAGCCAGAACAAGAUUUUGCUCUCCGUUUUAUUCAUUAAAGAGGAGGACUAAAAGAAAAGGAAUUCUACCUCAGAGAGGACGCUCCUUGUGCGCAUUGGUUUGAAUGUAAAAGGUGGAAUGAGAUAUCAUUCAAAGCAACUGGGACUGUUUUAAAAAGAAACAUAUAGCCUUUGUUACUUUUGUACAAAAAAGAUAUUAAAUAUAUACAGUUUAUAAAGUUUAUUAUAUUUUGUAAAUUAACUGUGUAAACAGAAUCCAUUAUUUGCCUUCUUUUUGGUAUAAAGCUGUCAUGAACAGAGUUGAGUCAAAUACUCCACAAACAUGAGGGACUCAUAAUGGCUGGUCCACCUCUUCCCUACAAAGAUUCCUUUGUGAUCCUGUGCAAUGUUUGCAAGUUACAGCACAAUAGCUCUUGGGCACUGUUUCAAGCAAUAAUAUGGAUGGUGACAUUUUAGGACUUCACUUAGAUUUGCUUCCACUAGUUUUUUCCACCCAAGACCUUGCUCAGGCAAAGGAGCUAUUCAAGUUAACCAAUACAAAACCUUUUGUUAGCUUGCCAAGUUUGACACAGUUCUGUUUGUGAGUUUAUUCAGUUAUCCAUUCAUAUGCUCUUUGCUACAAGUAAUGCACCCUUUUGCACAUAUGAUAAUAAAACAUUGUGCCAUGUGCUGCUACA